AUUCAGUUGCGAUCGCGGCGUGAGCGCGUUAGGUACUAGAAAUUCAAGAAGCAUAAGUCAUUUUCACAAACGGGUGGAAAAUUUUCUAUAGCGACCCCCAUGUUAAUGGUGGUUGAAACGCAAAAGAGCAAAAGGGCCGUAUUAAAAACCCUUUGCCAAUAGUGGUGCAAGAAUAUACAUAAUAAAUUAUUUUUAUCAAAAGCUAUAAGCACAAAAAUUCUUAUAAAACACCAAAAUAUAUAUUUCGGUUCGCCGAAUAAAAGUGCUACGUGAGACUGCGAUUUGCAGUUUCAAGAAGAAAAAUAUACAUAGUUCUUUGUUAACAUAAAAAACGUCAAGAUGGUAGCGAACGAAAAUAAAAAUCUAUUAAACGAUAACAGAUUGGGCGUUAGUGGAAAUGGUGGCGCUGGACAACUUAAAGCACAAAUCGUGCCCGCGCAGCCCAAGACUCUGCAGCAUUUGCCGAAGCGACCACCCGUGGACCUGGCGUUUCAUAAUUUGACAUAUCGCGUCAAGGAGGGCAACCGAAGCAAUGCCAAAACCAUUCUCAAGGGUGUCAGCGGCCGUUUGCGCUCAGGAGAACUUACGGCCAUUAUGGGACCAUCCGGCGCUGGAAAGAGUACAUUGCUCAACAUUUUGUCGGGCUACAAAACUUCAAAUAUCGAAGGUAGCGUUACCAUGAAUGGUUCAGAACGAAACCUGAGCUUAUUUCGUAAAUUGUCCGCAUACAUUAUGCAGGAUAAUCAACUGCACGGAAACUUAAGUGUUCAGGAAGCGAUGACAGUGGCAACCAAUUUGAAGUUGAGCAAAAAGUUCACGAAAUUUGAAAAGAAUUCAAUGAUUGAUGACAUUCUUUUGACUCUAAGCUUGAGUGAACAUCGCAACACGAUGACGCGCAAUCUGUCAGGAGGGCAAAAGAAACGAUUAUCGAUCGCACUUGAGCUGGUUAGCAAUCCGCCGAUUAUGUUUUUUGAUGAGCCCACCUCUGGACUGGACAGCUCGACAUGUUUCCAAUGCAUUCAUCUAUUGAAAAUGUUGGCUGCCGGCGGACGUACUGUCAUCUGUACCAUACAUCAGCCGUCCGCUCGACUAUUCGAAAUGUUUGAUCAGCUUUACACACUUGCUGAUGGGCAGUGCGUGUAUCAAGGUAGCACUAAGCAACUAGUGCCUUUUCUAUCUACGCUGAGCCUCGAGUGCCCCAGUUACCACAACCCAGCGAGCUAUGUAAUAGAGGUGUCCUGCGGAGAGCAUGGUGAUCACAUACGCAAGCUGGUUGAUGCCAUUGACAAUGGCAAACGGGACAUUCGCUCGUCGGCAGACUAUGCUGGUCUUAAGGCACGCAACGAUCUGGUGAAAGUGCAAAAUCUGAAAGCUAUUUUGGAUAAAAACGAUCUGUCCAACGUUAGUGGCAGCAAGUACGAGGACAACCUCACGCUGAACAACGGUUUGCUCAAUGGAAUGGUUAAUGACAUUGUAAAGGAAACUAAUGGUCUAGGGGCGCAAGCUGUGGUGACCACCAACGAGAAAGGCGAUGCUAUGAUUGAUGUGGAAAAGACAGACAAUUGCACCGCCGCGCUACUUUCAGAGGAGAUUUUGUCGCCCGAGCGCUAUCCAACAUCACAAUUUCAUCAGUUUUGGGUAGUUCUAAAGAGGACCUUGCUUUUUAGUUACCGUGACUGGACUUUGAUGUACUUGCGCUUAUUUGCCCACCUCCUGGUUGGUUUUCUAAUUGGAGCUCUCUACUAUGAUAUUGGUAACGAUGGCGCUAAGGUACUAAGUAAUUUGGGCUUUCUGUUUUUCAACAUGUUGUUUUUGAUGUACACAUCUAUGACCAUAACGAUUUUAUCAUUCCCUCUUGAAAUGCCAGUAUUGCUAAAGGAGAAUUUUAAUCGCUGGUAUUCUCUGAAAUCAUAUUAUUUAGCUAUAUCAGUUGCAGAUCUACCAUUCCAGGCGAUUUUCUGUGUCAUCUACGUAUCAAUCGUAUACUACUUUACCUCACAGCCCUGGGAAAUUUUCCGUUUCUCCAUGUUCUUAUCAGCUUGUCUUCUAAUUUCGUUCGUGGCCCAGUCUGUUGGCCUGGUCGUCGGCGCUGCAAUGAACGUACAAAACGGUGUCUUCCUGGCGCCUGUCAUGUCGGUACCAUUCCUACUCUUCUCUGGGUUCUUUGUUUCGUUCGAUGCAAUUCCAGUUUAUUUACGUUGGAUCACAUACCUUUCAUAUAUACGUUACGGUUUCGAGGGCACAGCUUUGGCCACCUAUGGCUAUGGACGUGAGAAACUAAAGUGCUUCCAAACGUAUUGUCAUUUUAAAUCGCCCCUAACUACCUUGGAGGAGUUGGACAUGGUCAAUGCGAAUUUUACACUUGAUAUUGUUGCAUUAGUUGUAAUAUUUGUAGUGCUGCGGGUUUCGGCCUAUCUCUUCUUACGCUGGAAGCUUAAGACUACUCGCUAACUAUUUUAAUAUAUUGCUGUGUUUGGGUUUAAAAGCUUUCUGUGUAUGUACCCCGAUGUAUCUAUUAAUAUAUCACUAUUUGUUUUUAGAUCCCCGAAACGUUAAGUUUCUGUAUAAUUGUUUAAAUUACACUAAAAAAAAAAAAACAAUUUUUAAUUUAAGUGUGAUGGGACCACAAAUAUAGGUUUCACUGUGAUCUGUAUUUCAGCUCCAGAUAAAACAUACAAAUUAUAGCAAUUUAUAAAAAAAACUGCAAACUGCAUAAAAUGCGUAGAGCA
Drosophila virilis is the source of this 2729-nucleotide messenger RNA. Its product is annotated as ATP-binding cassette sub-family G member 1. Gene Ontology annotation, molecular function: ATP hydrolysis activity; ABC-type transporter activity; ATP binding. Gene Ontology annotation, biological process: transmembrane transport. The record is from RefSeq and is a predicted model, not a curated record. Gene Ontology annotation, cellular component: membrane. NCBI's taxonomy places the organism in Eukaryota, Metazoa, Arthropoda, Insecta, Diptera, Drosophilidae.